GCAGGAUAGAGAAGAGAGAGAGUGAAGUUCUGUAUAGUGUCUGUGAUACUUUAUUGUGUAUUUUGUGAAUUGUAGUGAUCGAAAUAAGAAAUAAGAUUAAGUAUUUGGUAAAAUGUCGACGUCUGGCGAUUUUGGAAAUCCGUUACGGAAAUUUAAACUAGUUUUCUUAGGAGAACAAAGUGUCGGAAAAACUUCUUUAAUUACGAGGUUUAUGUAUGAUAGCUUUGAUAACACUUAUCAGGCAACUAUAGGAAUUGACUUCUUAUCAAAGACAAUGUAUUUAGAAGAUCGCACUGUAAGAUUGCAGCUAUGGGAUACUGCUGGUCAGGAAAGAUUUAGAUCUCUGAUUCCCUCUUACAUUAGAGACUCAACUGUUGCAGUUGUUGUUUAUGAUAUUACAAAUGCAAAUUCAUUCCAUCAAACAUCCAAAUGGAUUGAUGACGUGAGAACGGAAAGAGGUAGCGACGUUAUAAUAAUGCUUGUCGGUAAUAAAACAGAUUUAUCAGAUAAAAGACAAGUGAGCACAGAAGAAGGUGAGAGGAAAGCGAAGGAUUUAAAUGUGAUGUUCAUUGAAACCAGUGCAAAGGCCGGAUAUAACGUAAAACAGUUGUUUAGGCGUGUAGCCGCUGCCCUACCUGGUAUGGACUCGACAGAGAAUAAGCCACCAGAAGACAUGCAGGAAGUUGUCUUAAAAGACACUCCAAGCGAAGUGAAAGAUCCGGACGGAGGUUGUGCAUGUUGAUUAAUAAAUACUUUUUAUUUUGUACAUUAUUUCUAAAGUUUACUGGUUGCCUUCUAUGAGACCUUUUAUUUUUAAUUUAUAGUGUUAUUUAGUGUAAUAUGUCCACUAAGGUUAGUUCCGUCACGUUGAGAAAAUAAUGCCAUUCUCAUUUCUUGAUCAUCCCUCAAGACAACCAUUAAUUCAUUAUUAAUUAUUGACAUAAGUAAUACUAUUUAUUCCAUUAAUAGAAUUUUCGCGUAAGGUAUGCAAUACGUUUUUUUUUUAACACCGAGUAUCUAGGCACAUAAUAUUCAUUCUACAUUGAAGUAACCUUUUUUUAAAUUUAUACUUAUGGAAGUUGGGGUCUAAGUAACUCUUACAAUAUUUACACAACCAUUUAUACAUGUUUAACUUGACGAUUUCGUAGUUACAAUUUUAUUACAUUUUUGUCUGACUCAAUUUUAAGAGGGUGUAUUUUUCUAUUGACCUCUCAAUUUUCUGUGAUCCAAGGGUUUUUAAGAUAAUUAGUAUUAUACAAUUUUUUACAUUUGAAAUUUGUAAUAAAAUUGGACGAUGUCAAGCGGAUUUAUGUAAUAACUGUGAUCGAUGAGGCUUAUUUUAUACUCGAGCAUUUGUGUACCUAUAUACCAACUAAAAUGCAUUUAAGUAACAUUGUUAGUGUUGUUAUUAUUUUUUCUGAUAAAUAAUUGAUAUAUACAUAUAAUUGCCUAAAAUGUGUAUUUAUUGUAAAAUUGAUGUUUAUAUUAAUGUAGCACAUUAAUUUUGUUAUAAAGAUAAUAAUUUAUUUACUUAAUUUAACAUUUUAUUAUAUUGCAAUACAGUUAUACAUGGUAA
This is a messenger RNA of Aethina tumida (small hive beetle), 1576 nucleotides long. RefSeq names its product ras-related protein Rab6 (gene Rab6). The transcript has 6 exons. NCBI's taxonomy places the organism in Eukaryota, Metazoa, Arthropoda, Insecta, Coleoptera, Nitidulidae. The record is from RefSeq and is a predicted model, not a curated record. Gene Ontology annotation, molecular function: GTP binding; GTPase activity. The coding region runs from base 113 to 742 and encodes 209 amino acids.